UUAAUGUAUUUCGUAUAAAAAUUUAUGAACAAACAUGAUAAAUGUAGAACAAAUGUGUGUGUGAUUGUUGAGAUUGUGCGUGAUUUAAAGAACAAUAAACAUGAACAAAGAUCAAAUCGACCUAACUUAACUUUCAUUAACCAAUUAGCCAAUUAGUGGAAAAUAUUAUUAAUUUAUUUACUUUUAUUGUAUCUAUGAAGCAUUUUCUUUGCCUAGCAGGCAGACGAGGUAGUCAAUUCGGUUUUCCUUCCUUUGAGUGAGUGGGUCAUUCAAAUGCUGAACUUCUUAAGGCAGAGCAGAAAAUUCCUCAAUGCAAAGGAACACUGCUGUAUUGUGCUGGGCAAUGAAUCUUGUGACCUUGACUCGGCGGUAUCGGCUGUUAGCUUGGCCUAUUUCUAUCACAAAAGUAAAUUGGCACCAAAGAGUUGCAGGAAUGGCUGUAACUUCCUACCCAUUUUAAAUAUACCCCGUCGAGAUUAUCCACUCAAAACGGAGGUACAUUAUCUUUUCAAACAAUACAACAUUGGCGAUGACUUACUUACCUUUCGCGAUGAAUUGACAGAGGAAUUUAUGAAGGAGAACAAUUUGGUUCUUGUGGAUCAUCAUGUCAGCCCCGUGUUGAAGAAUGCUGUGGCGAUUUAUGAUCAUCGUCCCAAAGAUGCAAUGGCAAAUUUUCCUGAAAAUUGUGAUAUCAAUAUACAAAUAGUUGGGUCCUGUGCCUCGCUUAUAGCCGAAUUAUUUAUACAAAACAAUAUACUUGGAGGCGAAGAACAAAUGGCUUUGGAAUUGUUACGUAGUGCAAUUGUUUUGGAUACAGUGAAUUUUUCCGAAGAGGCGGCCAGAGCCACCCCAAAAGAUGUGGACAUUUGUUCGAAAUUGGAAAGUACUCUAGAAAUCUUAAAUCCUUCUUUGCUGCCGAGAGCUGACCUAUUUAAUAAUCUGGUCAAGGCCCGUUCCGAUGUUAGCGCCUUGACACCGGCCCAACUUUUGAGAAAAGACCUUAAAAUCAUAACAAGCAAAAAAGAUGGAAAUCUUAAAAUAGCCUUGCCAGGAUUUCCUCUACCCGUCCAAGAAUUUAUCAUGAAAUCAAAUGCCAGCCAAUACGUUCAACAAUUUGCCGAGGAAAAUUCCUGUCAAAUAAUUCUGCUUAUGGGCAUGUACGUUAAACCGGAGGAUAAUAGUGUCCAUCGUGAUUUGGGUUUAAUAAAUAUUGAAAAUGCCACACUUUUUGUUGAUAUAAAAGAAAAACUCGAACAUUCAGAAGAACCGAAAUUGUUGCUGAAGCUGCAUGAGGAUUGCAAAUUUAUGAGUGGUGUAUUUUAUAAGCAGGAUAACAUUAAGGCCACUAGAAAACAUAUUUUACCAAUUGUAAAAGUAUUUAGAUAAUUUUGAAAAUUAAAA
Musca domestica (house fly) is the source of this 1401-nucleotide messenger RNA. RefSeq names its product exopolyphosphatase PRUNE1 (gene pn). The coding region runs from base 274 to 1386 and encodes 370 amino acids. Gene Ontology annotation, molecular function: exopolyphosphatase activity. The transcript is spliced from 2 exons. NCBI's taxonomy places the organism in Eukaryota, Metazoa, Arthropoda, Insecta, Diptera, Muscidae. The record is from RefSeq and is a predicted model, not a curated record. Gene Ontology annotation, cellular component: cytoplasm.